GUGUGGAGGGGCAAUGUUUGUAGUGUGUGCGCGCGCGGGUGCGUGUUGUGUUUGUGUUGGCCUCUAGGUCCUAGGUUAUUUGGUGAUUUUAUUUUUUAAAGAUUUUGGAUCAUUUGCUUUGCUUUUGGUUCGGGAUUUCCACCCUGAAGCUGUCUGGUCGUGCUUAAAAUGAGAGUAAGUAAACGCAAGAAGGACAACGAAGCCGAAGCCACGACAGACACUACUUCGGAUUUACCUGAAACUUCUGAGAUUGAAACCACCAAAACCCAGUCAGAGCCGAAACGACGCAGCACGAGGCUGAGCUUGAAGCCAACGGUACCAGAAGAAGCCAAGCAGGAUCAAGUCAAGAAAGAAACGAAAAAGAGCAACAGCAGGCCGAGGCUAUCUGGUUCUGGCACUGUGAAGACCCAGGCACCGAGCGUCACCACAACCGCCGAGGCGACUGUCGAAUACACCUCGGACGGAAUGUCCUUCGAGGAUGUCACGGACGCAGACGACGACAUGCUGCCAGACAUCGUCAUGGAUUCUCCUACCAAAGAGAAAAAGUACUCUAAGGACGAUAUUGUUUGGGCACCACACAGGAAUGUGUAUUGGCCAGCAAUCGUCACCUCAGUAAAGCCGCCGAAUGUGUGUUUCCUGUAUGUCAACGACUCUGGGGAACAUGUUUUUCGGAAGCAAGCAAGACAGCUUAUUUCCUUCGAUAGUUCACUUAAGAAUCUUGAACUAAAGAAUUUAGGGGAGAAAGAUGGGAACUUAGACGAGAAGGAAGGUGCAAGGUUCAAAGAGGCAUAUGACCUUGUCAAAAAGUACCUUAUGAAGAGGAAGUUUAACUCCAACAUAAAUGCUCGCCGUUUUUUGACCCUCAAUCAGAAUGAUAAGAUGGCACAAGCUAAAACCUGCCUACUAAGGCUGACAGGCAGUUUUGAGGGCUUUGACGAUGAAGAAGAUAAACUUGAUGAAGACAUGGCUGAUAAUGUGUGCAAUAGUGAUGAUGAAGGGAGUGGCACUGAUGAACUAUCUGAAAGUAAAUUACACACUGAUGGGCGAAGUCCCAAUGAAAAGGCCAAAGUUAAAGAAAUUUUGAGAGAUUUGGAGACCUUGCCUUCUAGUAUGACUGUCUCAUCUGAACAAUACAAAGAAAUGAAAAAAGAGGCAAUUAAUCUCUUGGCUGUAAUUCGCUCAACAGACUGUUUUAACCACUUAGAGCAAAUAAGGAAUGGUUCUAUCAUGAGCUCUCGCCACCAGAAGUAUUUUAAACAAGAGUUGGUGCAGGGUGGCUUGGGACCUUUCACCCUUUUUGAAGACCUAACCACUGAAUUGUUGACUGCAUUGGAUCAGCACUGUGACAAAUUUGAUUCCCCAAAUUACAAACAGGCUGUUAUGCUACCUGAGGCAAUAAUUUAUGCUAUUACCAAAGUGAUGGACUGUAGUAAACUUGAUGCUAAACGUCAUUUCCACAAAACAUGUAAAAAAGUUGGAGUUAUGGACCAAGACUAAAUCUCUUUGUUCCAUAGAUGGUUUCUUUACAGUCCAACUGAAUAAUUUUUUACUUACUUAUUCACUAUUCAAGUUCCUUUUCCAUUUUUAUUCUUUUACAAAUUAUGCUUUGAAUCAAUGAACAUUUGUUAUUUGUUGGUUUAGAGUUGCAUGGAUAUGUUGUGCUAGUUCUAUUCAGGAAAUAGCGUUGUUAGAAGAUAAUCAGUAAAAUGGUAGAAUCUGAA
Molecule: messenger RNA, 1721 nt
Organism: Thrips palmi
Lineage: Eukaryota; Metazoa; Arthropoda; Insecta; Thysanoptera; Thripidae
Exons: 7
Coding region: 169-1497 (442 amino acids)
Source: RefSeq, a predicted model, not a curated record